Lycium ferocissimum is the source of this 619-nucleotide messenger RNA. RefSeq names its product heavy metal-associated isoprenylated plant protein 43-like. The transcript has 2 exons. The record is from RefSeq and is a predicted model, not a curated record. Bases 221 to 619 code for a protein of 132 amino acids. Gene Ontology annotation, molecular function: metal ion binding. Lineage: Eukaryota; Viridiplantae; Streptophyta; Magnoliopsida; Solanales; Solanaceae.
UUGAAAAUGAUAAUUAAAAUAAUAGCAUUGUUUUCUAUGACGGAAGAAGACAACUGGAAGGAAGCAUUUAUUGGAGAACAAAAUGAGAGGAGGGUGAACAACCCAAAGAUUGAUCUCUUAGUUGGUUGAGUUUUAUUGUUUUCCUUGAAUUGACAUAACCAUAGUCGAUUUAAUAAAAUUAGGGUAUUCUGAAAUAGACCCAAAAUAGACCUUCUUGCUAAUGGUGCAAAAGACAGUAUUGAAGGUUGAUGUUUCUUGUGAUAAAUGCAAGAAGAAGAUCCUUAAAGCAGUUUCAGGACUGCCAGGUGUGGAAAAAAUUGAAAUUGAUGGAGCAAAAGGGACUUUGAGUGUAACGGGUGAUGCUGAUCCAUACGAGGUCAUUGUUAGAUCAAGAAAAGCUGGCAAAUUUGCUGAGGUGAUCAGUAUUGGGCCUCCACCAGCUCCUCCAAAACCAGAUGGACAGAAAAAGCCCGACCAGAAGCCCAAACCACAACCCGAGCCCCAGCCCAUGGCCCAUAUGUAUGGUCCUCCAACUCACAUUAUGCCCCCAGUCUGUGCGCCACAUGUCGUUCACAUGACACAUAGGGAAGCACCCACCCCACAAUGCUCUAUUUUGUAG